Molecule: messenger RNA, 874 nt
Organism: Rhinichthys klamathensis goyatoka
Lineage: Eukaryota; Metazoa; Chordata; Actinopteri; Cypriniformes; Leuciscidae
Product: NAD(P)(+)--arginine ADP-ribosyltransferase 2-like
Exons: 2
Coding region: 58-873 (271 amino acids)
Molecular function (GO): NAD+ poly-ADP-ribosyltransferase activity; NAD+-protein-arginine ADP-ribosyltransferase activity
Source: RefSeq, a predicted model, not a curated record
CAGCAUCUGUUCUUCACUAGAUCUACUAGAUCAUCUGAGGGAUUUGACUGAAUCAAGAUGCUGCUGAUCAUUGAAGCUCUUCUUCUCAUUUUAGCUGCUCUAGGACAGGAUCACAGCGCUGCUGCUGUUGAAGGACAGAUAUAUCAAUUGGAUAUGGCACCGAAUUCUGUUGAUGAUCAAUAUGACGGUUGUAAAGAUGAAAUGGCAAAACUGGUGAAGACAGAACUUCUAAAGAAUGAACUCAAAAAAUCACCUGAUUUUAAAACGGCUUGGGAAAAAGGGGAAAAGUUUGCCAAGAGCCAAAAUGAUGAUUUGACAAAGAAUCAUUCAAUCGCCAUUUAUGUGUACAGUGAUGCUCUUGUAUAUAAGCCCUUCAAUAAUGACACUCGUCAUGAUAAAAACCAGUACAAACACAUGAAAUACAAAUGGUAUUCACUUCACUUUCUGUUAACAAAUGCAAUACAGAUUCUGAAGAAAACACAAAAUCAAUGCUAUACUACUUAUCGGGGCACAAAUUUAUUUUAUAAGAAUGUUCUGAACAAAGAGGUUCGAUUCGGCUCAUUUGCAUCCUCCUCUCUUGAUCGUAAAGUAGCACGAGGUUUUGGAAAUGUAUCUUGUUUUGAAAUCAACACUUGUAAAGGUGCUAAUGUGACAGAAUAUUCUAAGCUUCCUCAUGAGAAAGAGGUGCUGAUUCCUCCAUAUGAGAAGUUUAAAGUCACUGCUGUCAAGACAAGAGGUGAGCAGAAAGAUCCCUGGUGUGAAACUGUGUUCUAUUUGAAUAGCACUGAAACAAGAAGUGACCUGAACUGUGCUCUAUUCAAGAAACCAUCCAAGACCAAAACAAAGUCUUAUGUGCUGAACAACGUGCUUUGAA